Triticum aestivum (bread wheat) is the source of this 1198-nucleotide messenger RNA. RefSeq names its product transcription factor MYBS1. Gene Ontology annotation, biological process: response to gibberellin; response to salicylic acid. Gene Ontology annotation, molecular function: DNA binding. Lineage: Eukaryota; Viridiplantae; Streptophyta; Magnoliopsida; Poales; Poaceae. The record is from RefSeq and is a predicted model, not a curated record.
CCACGGCGGCGUGGACCAACGAGGAGGACAAGGCGUUCGAGAACGCGGUCGCAUCCGGUGCACCGCCGCCGCUGGACGGCGUGCCGGAGGAGUGCUGGUUCGCGGCGCUCGCGGCGAGCGUGCCGGCGCGGUCGACGGAGGAGGUGCGGCGACACUACGAGGCCCUGGUGGAGGACGUCGGCGCGAUCGACGCCGGCCGCGUCCCUCUCCCGCGCUACGCCGGGGAGGACUCUUCCGCCGCGGCGGCCGCAGCGGCGCCUAGCAAGGACCGGCGCGAGGACCGGAAGAGCUUCGACUCCGACUCCGGGAAGGGCUGCUCCAAGGCGGAGCAGGAGCGGCGCAAGGGCAUCCCCUGGACUGAGGAGGAGCACAGGCUGUUCUUGCUGGGGCUGGACAAGUUCGGCAAGGGCGACUGGCGGAGCAUCUCGCGCAACUUCGUCAUCUCCCGGACGCCCACGCAGGUGGCCAGCCACGCGCAGAAGUACUUCAUCCGCCUCAACUCCAUGAACCGGGACCGCCGCCGCUCCAGCAUCCACGACAUCACCAGCAUCAACAACGCCGCCCAGGCCGUGCCGCCCAUCACCGGCCAGGCCCCCGCCGCGCUGGGGGGGCCGCCCGGGGGCAUGAUGAAGCAUCCCGGGAUGGUGGGCAUGUACGGAGGGGCGCCCAUGGGCCACCCGGUCGCCGGCCACAUGGUCCCCGCCGCCGUCGGCACGCCGGUCAUGUUCCCGCCGGGGCCGGGCCACCCGCCCUACGCCAUGCCCGUCGGCUACCCGGCUCCGCAUCAGUGAGCAUGUCAUGCUUGCUCCGGUUCGUGCGCGCGCGCGGCACGCCGGCAUGCGCCUGAUCAAGCGCCUCGACGAACCGCACACACAAGCAUUUCUUCCUUGUUCUUUCUUGAUUGAUUCGUUUUGGGUCGCCGUCCGUUCCUCAUCCUCUGUUGAGUGCAGGGAUGACGCCGGCGAAUAAGUAAGUACUAUUUGCUGACAGUUGCAAGUGCUAGCUUAUAUAUAUGAUGAUCACAGACCCGGGAAAGGUUCAGAGAGGUAAAUGUAAUUAGCAGCGGCCUCCCGAUGUGUAGCUGUUCAUGCUUGCAGAGCUGCGACUGGAGACUGAUUUCCAUUUACCGGAUGUAAAUUACUUGUAUCUUUAUACGUUGACGUGAAUAAAUUACACCUGCAUGUCUCUGCUCGUAUAA